GCGAAUCAAACCACCAGCGAUUAGUUUUACACCCCCCCACCCACCCAACAAAAAAAAAAAAAUCCCCGUCUCCUCGCCUCGUCUCGUGCCCACCUCUUCCCUUCCCCAGAUCCGCCACCGCCCGCUCCUCGAUCCCCGCACCCCACGCACGCGGCCCGCAGGAAGAGGAGGAGGAGGGUGGUGCGAACAGAGGCAUGGCAGCGCCUCCGGCGAGGGCCCGGGCCGACUACGACUACCUCAUCAAGUUGCUCCUCAUCGGGGACAGCGGUGUUGGCAAGAGUUGCCUCCUCUUGCGGUUCUCUGAUGGUUCCUUCACUACAAGCUUCAUCACCACAAUUGGUAUUGACUUUAAGAUAAGAACAAUAGAAUUGGAUGGCAAGCGUAUCAAGCUACAGAUUUGGGACACAGCGGGCCAAGAACGCUUCCGGACUAUUACCACUGCAUACUACCGAGGAGCUAUGGGCAUCCUUCUUGUUUAUGACGUGACCGACGAGUCAUCUUUUAACAACAUCCGAAACUGGAUUCGGAAUAUUGAGCAACAUGCCUCUGAUAAUGUCAACAAGAUAUUGGUUGGCAACAAGGCAGAUAUGGACGAGAGUAAAAGGGCUGUACCUACUGCGAAAGGGCAAGCACUUGCCGAUGAAUACGGCAUCAAAUUUUUUGAAACUAGUGCCAAGACAAACCUUAACGUGGAGCAAGUCUUUUUCUCCAUCGCACGCGACAUUAAGCAGAGGCUUGCCGAGACUGAUUCAAAGCCAGAGGACAAGACAAUCAAGAUUAACAAGACAGACCAGGGUUCUGAGGCACCAGCAACUGCCCGUUCUGCUUGCUGCGGCUCAUAAGGGAUGCUAGACAUUCAUGAUCAUUGAUUGUUUGACAUUAUUUAUUUCCCGCUUGGCUGUUAUAGGAAGAAUUUGAAGAAGCCACUUGUGAUACUGUUGUGGUUGUACUUGUGUUUGCUUCCAUUCUUUGAAGCAACCACUCUUGCUGUUGACGUAGCUACUGCUAUUGCUGGGAGCUAUUGUACGCUGGAUUUCGAUCCGUUAAAGAACCUCUCCCUCCCUACAGUGUGUAAUGAAAUCCAUGUCGUUGGGUUUGCAUUUUAUCAAUCAAUUCAUGGAAUAACGUAUUGUUCUGAUGUGAA
Phragmites australis (common reed) is the source of this 1144-nucleotide messenger RNA. Its product is annotated as ras-related protein RABE1c. Bases 195 to 842 code for a protein of 215 amino acids. NCBI's taxonomy places the organism in Eukaryota, Viridiplantae, Streptophyta, Magnoliopsida, Poales, Poaceae. The record is from RefSeq and is a predicted model, not a curated record. Gene Ontology annotation, molecular function: GTPase activity; GTP binding. Gene Ontology annotation, biological process: protein secretion; regulation of exocytosis. Gene Ontology annotation, cellular component: plasma membrane. The transcript has 9 exons.